AUGGGUGUUGUCACCAUUGGUGAACUGAAGCCUAGCAUUUCAGGGAAGCGGUCGUUUCGUCCAAGUUCCAGUAUCAGGCAUGCCACAGAAUGGCCAAUCUCUGAUGUUUCCAGCGAUCUUACUGUGGAAAUAGGAGCUUCAAGCUUUGCACUUCACAAGUUCCCUCUAGUUUCUCGGAGUGGAAGGAUUCGGAAACUGUUGCUUGAAGCAAAAGAUUCGAAAGUAUCACGCAUAAUUCUAUCUUCUGUUCCCGGUGGACCGGAGGCAUUUGAGCUAGCUGCAAAAUUCUGCUAUGGAAUUAAUGUUGAGAUUACACAAUCAAAUGUUGCCAUGCUCCGUUCUGUAUCCCAUUUCCUGGAAAUGACAGAAGAGUAUGCUGAGAAAAACCUGGAAACCAGAACUGAAGCUUAUCUGAAGGAGAUGGUGUUCCCAAACAUAUCAAAAUCAAUAUCAGUUCUUCAUCGUUGUGAGACCCUCUUGCCAACAGCAGAAGAAACCAACCUGGUUAGCAGGCUUAUCAAUGCAAUUGCAAAUAAUGCAUGCAAAGAGCAGCUCACCUCUGGCUUAUUGAAACUUGACCACAACUUUCCUACAAAAGCAGCUCCAAUUAUGGAACCUGAAACACCUUCAGAUUGGUGGGGGAAAGCGCUUACAGUGCUUAGUCUUGACUUCUUCCAACGGGUUCUAUCUGCAGUGAAAACCAAGGGUCUUAAACAGGAUAUGAUAAGCAAAAUUUUGAUCAAUUAUGCCCAUAAUUCUCUUCAAGGUCUUGUUGUCAGGGAUGCCCAAUUGGUAAAAGGAAGUCUCUUGGAUCUAGAAUUGCAAAAGAAACAAAGGGUCAUUGUUGAAGCUAUAGUUAGUUUGCUCCCAACACAAUCAAGGAAGAGUCCAGUUCCAAUGGCAUUUCUUUCGAGUUUGUUGAAAACUGCAAUUGCAGCAUCAGCAUCCACUUCUUGCAGAUCUGAUUUAGAGAGGCGGAUUGGUUUGCAACUGGAUCAGGCAAUUCUUGAAGACAUCUUAAUUCCUGCAAAUUCACAUGGGAACAACCACAGCACAAUCUAUGACACAGAUGCUAUAUUGAGGAUCUUUUCAAUAUUUUUGAACUUGGAUGAGGAUGAUGAAGAAGAUAAUCACUUGAGGGAUGAAAGUGAGAUGGUUUAUGACUUUGACAGCCCUGGAUCUCCAAAGCAAAGCUCAAUCCUGAAGGUGUCAAAGUUACUGGACAAUUAUCUUGCAGAAGUUGCACUGGACUCAAACUUGAUGCCAUCAAGGUUCAUAGCACUAGCAGAACUACUUCCAGACCACGCUCGGAUAGUGAGUGAUGGACUCUACAGAGCUGUGGAUAUUUUCCUCAAAGUUCAUCCAAACAUCAAGGACUCUGAACGGUACCGGCUGUGCAAAACCAUUGACUGCCAGAAACUCUCCCAAGAAGCCUGCAGUCAUGCAGCACAGAAUGAAAGGCUACCAGUACAGAUGGCAGUGCAGGUACUCUACUUUGAGCAAAUCAGGCUGAGGAAUGCAAUGAAUGGUGGCCACAAUCAGUUCUUCUUUGGGGCAAUAAAUGGAACCCAAUUCCCUCAAAGAUCAAGCAGUGGUGCUGGCAGUGGAGCCAUCUCCCCAAGAGACAACUAUGCAUCAGUCAGAAGAGAGAACAGAGAGCUGAAGCUUGAAGUUGCAAGAAUGAGAAUGAGGCUAACAGACUUGGAAAAAGAUCAUGUGUCUAUGAAACAGGAGCUUGUAAAGUCUCAUCCUGCAAACAAGCUGUUCAAAUCAUUCACCAAAAAGUUGGGGAAGCUCAAUGCAUUGUUCAAGAUCAAUAGCAUUAAGCCCCUAGGGGGCAAGGCAAGCUCAGAGUCCAGAUUUCCAUUUCAGAAGCGAAGGCGUCAUUCCGUUUCAUGA
Prunus armeniaca (apricot) is the source of this 1899-nucleotide messenger RNA. The record is from the annotation of a GenBank genome assembly. Lineage: Eukaryota; Viridiplantae; Streptophyta; Magnoliopsida; Rosales; Rosaceae.